CUCAAACUUCGAGCCAGAAAAAUCGUUUGCAAACCAUAGCAGAAGUUCAUUCAGAAUGGUUGGGACGGUGAUAACUUCGGCUACUAUAGGAACCAGGUAAUUAUACUUCCGUGACAUUCAAGACAUUGUAGAAAACCCAAAUCUGGUUUUCAUAAAAUAUUAUUGUUUAUGCAAUGGCAAAGCGAAGAGCUAAGAAAAAUGUGCCAAAAGCAUCUACAACACUUGCCAGCAAUUUAAAUGAUGCACAUGAACAGCCUAAAGCUGAGAUGCCAGAAGAUGCAUUAAGGGAUCAUGAAGUUGAACGUCAAGUCGCUGCUACUAGGGCAAUUCGUGAUUUGGAGACUGAACGCCUUUUAACUGGGUUGAGAUUGCUUCACUCAAAUUUCAGUGAGGAACAGCUGCAAACCCCUGUAUUACAGUUCUUCAAUGAAAAUUUACCAAACCUGUCAUUGGUAAGACGUAACAAGGAUGGACAAUUUGAAGUGGAAUUGAAGGAUGAAAAUGGGAACUUGUUCAUGAGCCACGCAGAUGAAAGAAACAUACACACAUCGAUUUUGCAACGGAUGUCCAUGUCUUAUCAUCCGGAUUUUGCUGGUGCAAUCCCAAAUUUUGGUGGAUUUGAGUUCUCAAGUAAAGCCGUGAAAACAAACCCUUUUGAUUCUGCAAACUUUCAGACUUCAGACUUUGUAUGUCCACGCACCUCUUCUGUUUCCAUUAUUGCUGCAACUCUUAAAACUUAAAGCAACUUCAGUUUCUUAUCCUUUCAAACUUAUGUCUGUUUUCUAGGUUUUGGAGGAGCAAUCAGAUACCCAGAUGCUUGGUUUACAAGAGGCCUUCCGAACCCCUGGGUGGCCUACCCUGUGUCUGUAAUCACAGGUGAGUACCCACAGGUUGUCUGUUGGCAUGACCCCUAAAACUCGAAGACUACCAAAGCAUGGUGAGAUGCUUUUAUCUGUGCAUGGCUCGCCCCUUGGAGUGUACAAGGAAGAUAACAUGGAAGCCAUACAUGAAUCAGAAGAAGGUUGACUGGUUCGGACUUCUUCCAGUUUAACGGUGGCUCUGAGAUACAUUGCAUGUCAUCUCAAGCUGGUCUUGAGGAUUAUCGCUCCAUCAUUGCACCAUAACUUAAUGUUUACAUGUACACAUUCUCAUGGAUCACUGACUCCGAACAAAGAUAUCACAAAUAUACGAUUUCAUGUUGUAAUUUAUUUCAAAUUUUACUGUUUGUUUGAGUAUUAAAGGUGCAUGUGCAUGCUCACUUAAUAGUUUUCUAUAUCUCU
Molecule: messenger RNA, 1280 nt
Organism: Telopea speciosissima
Lineage: Eukaryota; Viridiplantae; Streptophyta; Magnoliopsida; Proteales; Proteaceae
Exons: 6
Coding region: 174-740 (188 amino acids)
Source: RefSeq, a predicted model, not a curated record